This is a messenger RNA of Fusarium keratoplasticum, 930 nucleotides long. RefSeq lists its product as uncharacterized. Bases 1 to 930 code for a protein of 309 amino acids. The record is from RefSeq and is a predicted model, not a curated record. Lineage: Eukaryota; Fungi; Ascomycota; Sordariomycetes; Hypocreales; Nectriaceae. The transcript has 4 exons.
AUGUCGACGACCGUUGGCGCUUUUAUCGCCGGUGGCAUCGCCGCUUGCGGCGCCGUCACGGCGACCCAUCCUUUUGAGACGGUCAAGAUUCGCAUGCAGUUGCAGGGCGAGCUCCAGAACAAGGGCCACCAGCCUCACCACUACCGCGGCCCCAUCCACGGCGUGAGCGUCAUUGUGCGCAACGAGGGCGUCCGUCGCAUCUACCGCGGCAUCGGCGCCGCCUACAUCUACCAGGUCCUCCUCAAUGGCUGCCGUCUCGGCUUCUACGAGCCCAUGCGCCAUGGCCUCGCGACUCUCUUCCUCAAGGAUGGCAAGGCCCAGAACCUCGGCAUCAACAUGCUGUGCGGUGCCUCAUCGGGCGUCAUCGGCGCCGCUGCCGGCAGCCCUUUCUUCCUCGUCAAGACCCGUCUCCAGAGCUACUCCGAGUUCCGACCAGUUGGUACCCAACAUCAUUACCGAGGCGCAUGGCAUGGUUUCAAGUCCAUCUACGGCAGCGAGGGUAUCACCGGCCUCUACCGCGGCGUGCGAGCUGCUAUGAUCCGAACCGCCUUUGGUAGCUCCGUCCAGCUCCCUACCUACUUCUUUGCGAAGCGCCGUCUUGUUCGUCAUCUUGGAAUGGAAGAGGGUCCUGGUCUGCAUCUUGCUUGCAGCGCUAUGAGUGGUUUCGUCGUCUGCUGCGUCAUGCAUCCUCCUGAUACGGUCAUGUCCCGUCUCUACAACCAAAACGGAAACCUGUACAAGGGCGUUAUCGACUGUCUCUCCAAGACAGUUCACUCCGAGGGUGUCUUUGCCCUGUACAAGGGUUUCCUGCCUCAUCUCGCCCGAAUCCUACCCCACACCAUCCUGACGCUCAGUCUGGCGGAGCAGACGAACAAGCUGGUACGCAAGGUCGAGGAUCGCAUCCUGCCUAGGAUGGAAAUGGCAGCUUAA